AAAGAAAUAGCGAGAGAAAGAUUCUCGAAAUAGUAGACCAAAAGACAAUAGAGAAGAGAUCAGCAAUCCAUGAUAAGACUAAGGCAACCCUGAACCGACAAAAGUCGCAUACAGGCCAGCCACAGAAAGACUUUCAGACCAAUGUAAACGGCAAGAUGACCCCAAGGGUCACAGCCGCAAAUGGGCAACAACUUA
This is a messenger RNA of Striga hermonthica, 195 nucleotides long. NCBI's taxonomy places the organism in Eukaryota, Viridiplantae, Streptophyta, Magnoliopsida, Lamiales, Orobanchaceae. The record is from the annotation of a GenBank genome assembly.